AUAUAUAAGACUACAUAUACCAUUCCCUUCUCAUGCAGGAAGCGAAAAAAAGAAAAAAGAAAAGAUACAUUCAAGCAAGUUCUACACCUAAAGAUUGCACAUAAAACCUGGCACAGUUGCAUAAAAUCUGAAAGCAGGGAUGGAAGAGGCACACAAUUUAAAGACAUGGGAAGGCUACUUAGACUGGAAAAAUAGACCUGCCCUGUGUGGUCGUCACGGCGGCAUGCUUGCUGCUUCUUUUGUCUUGGUUGUGGAGGUACUGGAAAAUCUAGCAUACCUAGCAAAUGCAAGUAACCUGGUGCUGUACCUUUCGAAGUUCAUGCAUUUUUCUCCAUCCGGCUCUGCCAACAUUGUUACCAAUUUCAUGGGCACAGCCUUCCUCCUUGCUCUGCUUGGUGGUUUUCUAGCAGAUGCUUUUUUCACCACCUAUCACAUCUAUCUGAUAAGUGCUGUAAUAGAAUUCAUGGGCCUGUUAGUACUCACAGUCCAAGCUCGCUCGUCUUCACUGAAACCAUUACCAUGUGUUUCAGCAAGCACAAGCAUCUCGUGCGAACAAGUUGAUGGAAGUAAAGCGGUGAUGUUAUUCACAGGCCUCUAUCUAGUAGCACUGGGUGUUGGAGGGAUAAAAGGUUCACUUCCCUCACAUGGUGCUGAACAAUUCGAUGAGAACACCCAACAAGGGCGAAAGCAGCGAUCAGCCUUUUUUAACUACUACGUUUUCUGCCUCUCUUUUGGGGCUCUGAUUGCUGUGACUUUUGCGGUAUGGAUUGAAGACAAUAAAGGAUGGCAGUGGGGUUUUGGAAUCUCUACUGCAACAAUACUUCUUUCCAUCCCAGUCUUCCUCCUUGGAUCCCCCACUUACAGGAACAAAGUUCCAUCAGGAAGCCCCAUCACAACUAUACUGAAGGUUCUAAUUGCAGCAGUUUACAACACCUGCAAACCUCAGACUCCUAACAAUGCUGUCAUGGGCGUGGACACAAGCUCAUCAUACACCACUGAAACCAGUGAAGUAGAAGAUAGUUACAUUCGGGAAGAGGCACUGAAUCAAACUCCAACCGAAAGUCUCGAGUUUCUCGAUAGAGCAGUGAUGAACAAAUCUAUAAACCCAACGCUGAGAUGCACGGUAAAAGAUGUGGAAGAGGUUAAGGUUGUAAUAAAGAUACUCCCCAUCUUUAUGUCUACCAUUAUGUUAAACUGCUGCCUCGCUCAGCUCUCCACCUUUUCGGUCCAACAAGCAUCAACGAUGAAUACCAAGCUUGGUUCCUUGAAAGUCCCACCAGCUUCUCUCCCUGUCUUCCCUGUCAUUUUCAUCAUGAUCCUGGCACCAAUUUAUAACCAUAUUAUCUCUCCAUUUGCAAGAAAAGUUACAAAAUCCGAAAUGGGGAUCACUCAUUUGCAAAGAAUAGGGACAGGGCUAGUCCUCUCCAUCGUGGCAAUGGCACUGGCAGCGCUAGUUGAAAUGAAGAGAAAGGGAGUGGCCACCAGUGCUGGACUAACAGAUUCUGCUAAACCACUACCCAUCACAUUUCUUUGGAUAGCCUUGCAGUACUUGUUCCUUGGAUCAGCUGAUCUUUUCACUUUAGCUGGCAUGAUGGAAUUCUUCUUCACAGAGGCCCCUUUAAGCAUGAGAUCCUUGGCUACAUCUCUCUCUUGGGCCUCGCUGGCCAUGGGAUACUACCUCAGUUCCGUCCUUGUGUCCAUAGUCAAUGCUGUCACUGGUGCAUACAGACACACGUCCUGGCUAUUUGGAAGCAACUUGAAUCAUUAUCAUCUCGAACGGUUUUACUGGUUGAUGUGCAUAUUAAGUGGAAUAAACUUCUUGCAUUAUCUCUUCUGGUCCUGCCGCUACAGAUAUAAAUCAACAAGUCCUCGUGAUGAACAGAAAUUGCAGCAGAUUGCACAAGUCAAUAGAUAAUACAUCUACUUAUGCAUUCAGGGUCUUAAAUUGAAGAGGGAUGAUAUCAGAUUUAAGCCCUCUAUAACUCCUCUAGCAUGUAUUAAUGCGUCCUAAUUCUAUAGUAUCGGAAUGUAUCAGGAGCGUAAAGUAAAUCUUCAUAUGUAAUACGAGUUUGAAUGUUCAUAUUGAUUAAUUAACAUUCUCAACGUUGAAUAUUA
Messenger RNA from Ricinus communis (castor bean), 2115 nucleotides. RefSeq names its product protein NRT1/ PTR FAMILY 4.6. The transcript has 5 exons. Gene Ontology annotation, biological process: transmembrane transport. Gene Ontology annotation, cellular component: membrane. The record is from RefSeq and is a predicted model, not a curated record. Bases 140 to 1915 code for a protein of 591 amino acids. Lineage: Eukaryota; Viridiplantae; Streptophyta; Magnoliopsida; Malpighiales; Euphorbiaceae. Gene Ontology annotation, molecular function: transmembrane transporter activity.